This is a messenger RNA of Pteronotus mesoamericanus, 1266 nucleotides long. It is a transcript of the gene RPP21, whose product is annotated as ribonuclease P/MRP subunit p21. Gene Ontology annotation, biological process: tRNA processing. The transcript has 5 exons. Bases 51 to 521 code for a protein of 156 amino acids. Gene Ontology annotation, cellular component: nucleolar ribonuclease P complex. The record is from RefSeq and is a predicted model, not a curated record. Lineage: Eukaryota; Metazoa; Chordata; Mammalia; Chiroptera; Mormoopidae.
UUACGGGGUGGGGCUGGCGGGCCUGCAGUACCGGGCUCUUUGCUUCCAGAAUGGCGGGGCCGGUGAAGGACCGGGAAGCUUUCCAGAGGCUCAGCUUUUUGUACCAGGCUGCCCACUGCGUCCUCGCGCAAGACCCCGAGAACCAGGCGCUGGCGAGGUUCUACUGCCAAACGGAGAGGACCAUUGCCAGGCGGCUCGUGUUGCGGCGGGACCCCUCGGUGAAGAGGACCUUAUGUAGAGGCUGCUCUUCCCUCCUCCUCGCAGGCCUGACCUGCACACAGCGCCAGAGACGCUGCAGGGGACAGCGCUGGACAGUACAGACCUGUCUAACAUGUCAGCGCAGCCAACGGUUCCUCAAUGAUCCUGGACAUGUGCUCUGGGGAGACCGGCCUGAGGCCCAGCUAGGGAGCCAGGCAGAUUCCAAACCACCACAGUUCCUGCCAAACACACCCCACCUUGCUGAGGAGAAGAUACAGCCUCAAAGCUCCAAUGACCAGAAAUGGAUUGAAUCUUCCAAAUAAAGUAUAAUUCUGUUUCGCUUUGAUGAGUCUGUAAGUAUUUCAGCUCUUCAUUUUCUUCUGUUUCUGCCUGUAUUCUCUGUCACCAGCUAAUCUCUCCUUUCUCCUUUCUCAUUCCCCUACUCCCACCAUUCAGGGAGAUUCAGUUUCCCUAGACAACCUAGCCCCACUAAGCAACUUGCAUAUCCAAGAUCCUUGUGCGCCUUCACACCUGCUUCCAGUGCAGGGCGAUGAAUGCAACUCAAGCUCUAGAAUUGUCUCCAAGGGAGCUGAGCCUGCUUAGGGCAUUCUGUAGUUAAAUAGCCUGACUAAAAGGAUGAACAGACUGCUGAUGCCGCAGAAGCUGUUUUUAAAUGAAGGAAAAAAUUUGAUGGAGGAGGAACUUCAGAUACUCUCAGCCCACUCCAGAGAUCGUCUUUUUCAAUCUCUGGGUUUUCUUCUUUAGAAUUCUAAUAAGGGAAACUGUACAAACACAACUAACAAGGUCAAAGGUGAUAUCAAAAGGACACUGGCAAACAUUAUCCAAGUGUGUUCCAUAAGUAUACCCUCAAGGUUUUCCUGAUAAUUCGUAAACAACAAAAAUAGUUUUUUUCAGUAUUCCUACAGUUGCUAGGUGCCAACUAAUCAGUUUACCCCAAAAGUAUACAAAAAAAUUUUACUAUUCCCAGAAUGCAGUAUUCUUCCCUUUCUCUUAUGAAUCCUGUGUUGCACUUACUUACUGUUGCAUUAAAAUCAACAACUUCAUUAA